CUUGCGACGACAUACAGUGAGACACGACGCGUGUGAACAUUAUUUAUUAUAGUCAUUAAUUUAGUGUCUAACGAAACAGUGCUGUGGUCAUAUUCAACUUUAAGAUGAGGACACAAUUAGCUGCAUUCUUCCUAUUUAUAAGCUACGUGCAAUGCGCCCUUCCUAGAGGGUACGUGGUGAACAAAUCCCUAGGUGCUGCAUACCGGUUGGUGUAUAACUCUAGAGCCUGGCCAGAUGCCAACGAACACUGCAUGGAUGAAGGGGGCCACCUCGCUGUUCCUAGAUCUGAGGAGGAGUUCAACUUCCUACAGAAGUUAGUGCGAGCGAUGCACUACCCCAGUGUAAGUGACACAGAUAACAAACUAGUAGUGUGGCUCGGCAUCACUAACAUCGAGGAUUACAAGAUUUGGAAGAAUUUAUACGGUGAAGAUAUAACGACUACAGGAUUUCACAAAUGGGCCGGUGAAAAUGGCCAGAGUUUCAGCGACGACCCCUCAGAACCCCACUGCGCCGCCAUGGACCCCGCCAACCCCGGCCUCCGCGACUACUGGUGUCACCGCCGGCAACCCUACCUCUGCCAAAUAGAUCUACAAACUUAACAACUUGUUUCAUUUACCCUUUUAAUCAAAAGCACUUCAAAUGUUUCGUGAAUUGACACAUUGAUUAGACGUCUGAAUCAAACUUGAUUCUAUCUUGUUCGAAUUACAGCCCUUUAUUAAAAGAUAUUUCAAAAGCUA
Colias croceus (clouded yellow) is the source of this 737-nucleotide messenger RNA. Its product is annotated as lactose-binding lectin l-2-like. Lineage: Eukaryota; Metazoa; Arthropoda; Insecta; Lepidoptera; Pieridae. Gene Ontology annotation, molecular function: signaling receptor activity. The coding region runs from base 105 to 599 and encodes 164 amino acids. The record is from RefSeq and is a predicted model, not a curated record. The transcript is spliced from 7 exons.